Molecule: messenger RNA, 4171 nt
Organism: Artibeus jamaicensis (Jamaican fruit-eating bat)
Lineage: Eukaryota; Metazoa; Chordata; Mammalia; Chiroptera; Phyllostomidae
Gene: ATP6V0A1
Product: ATPase H+ transporting V0 subunit a1
Exons: 22
Coding region: 149-2683 (844 amino acids)
Biological process (GO): vacuolar acidification; proton transmembrane transport
Cellular component (GO): vacuolar proton-transporting V-type ATPase, V0 domain; vacuolar proton-transporting V-type ATPase complex; plasma membrane
Molecular function (GO): ATPase binding; proton-transporting ATPase activity, rotational mechanism
Source: RefSeq, a predicted model, not a curated record
CUGACGCACACACGUCCAGGCGCUGCAGCCAGGAGCUGGGGAGACUGCGGGCUCGGUCUGCCGCGACUGCCUGCCUUGGUAGUGGCCCGGCUGGCGGCUGGAGGUUGGACCAAAAUCCAGAUACUCAGUUGAUGUACUGUCUGGCGCCAUGGGGGAGCUUUUCCGGAGCGAGGAGAUGACACUGGCUCAGCUUUUUCUACAGUCAGAAGCUGCUUAUUGUUGCGUCAGUGAACUAGGAGAACUUGGAAAGGUUCAGUUUCGUGAUUUAAAUCCAGAUGUGAAUGUCUUCCAGCGCAAAUUUGUGAAUGAGGUUAGAAGAUGUGAAGAAAUGGAUCGAAAGCUUCGAUUUGUCGAGAAAGAGAUAAGAAAAGCUAAUAUUCCAAUCAUGGACACUGGCGAAAAUCCAGAGGUGCCCUUUCCCCGGGACAUGAUUGACUUAGAGGCCAAUUUUGAGAAAAUUGAAAAUGAACUGAAGGAAAUCAACACAAACCAGGAAGCUCUGAAGAGAAACUUCCUGGAACUGACUGAAUUAAAAUUUAUACUUCGCAAAACUCAGCAGUUUUUUGAUGAGGCUGAAUUGCAUCAUCAGCAGAUGGCGGAUCCAGACCUGUUGGAAGAGUCCUCAUCCCUCUUGGAGCCAAGUGAGCUGGGAAGAGGCACACCUUUAAGGCUGGGCUUCGUGGCUGGUGUGAUUAACCGGGAGCGCAUCCCUACUUUUGAGCGCAUGCUUUGGCGGGUGUGCCGGGGGAAUGUGUUCCUGCGACAGGCUGAAAUCGAGAACCCCCUGGAGGACCCUGUGACUGGCGACUACGUGCACAAGUCAGUGUUCAUCAUUUUCUUCCAAGGCGACCAGCUGAAAAACCGAGUCAAGAAAAUCUGCGAAGGGUUCCGGGCCUCCCUCUAUCCCUGCCCUGAGACGCCCCAGGAGAGGAAGGAAAUGGCUUCUGGAGUUAAUACCAGGAUUGAUGAUCUCCAAAUGGUUUUAAAUCAAACGGAGGACCACCGCCAGAGGGUUCUGCAGGCAGCUGCCAAGAACAUCCGCGUCUGGUUCAUCAAAGUGCGGAAGAUGAAGGCCAUCUACCACACCCUGAACCUGUGCAACAUAGAUGUGACUCAGAAGUGUCUGAUUGCAGAGGUCUGGUGCCCUGUCACUGACCUUGACUCCAUCCAGUUCGCACUUCGGAGGGGCACGGAACACAGCGGCUCCACCGUGCCGUCCAUUCUGAACAGGAUGCAGACGAACCAGACGCCCCCCACCUACAACAAAACAAACAAGUUCACGCACGGCUUUCAGAACAUCGUGGAUGCUUACGGAAUUGGAACUUACCGAGAGAUCAAUCCAGCUCCGUACACCAUCAUCACUUUCCCCUUCCUCUUCGCUGUGAUGUUUGGGGACUUGGGCCAUGGCAUUUUGAUGACCCUUUUCGCUGUAUGGAUGGUGUUAAGGGAGAGCCGGAUCCUCUCCCAGAAGAAUGAGAAUGAGAUGUUCAGCACUGUGUUCAGCGGACGGUACAUUAUUCUUUUGAUGGGCAUGUUCUCCAUCUACACUGGCCUCAUCUACAAUGACUGCUUUUCCAAGUCUCUCAAUAUCUUCGGAUCGUCCUGGAGCGUACGGCCCAUGUUUAUAUCGAAUUGGACGGAAGAGACGCUUCUGGGGAACUCUGUGCUCCAGCUGAACCCGACCGUCCCUGGAGUUUUCGGUGGACCGUACCCUUUCGGCAUUGACCCAAUUUGGAACAUCGCCAACAACAAACUGACCUUCCUCAACUCCUUUAAGAUGAAGAUGUCUGUCAUCCUCGGCAUCAUCCACAUGACGUUUGGGGUCGGCCUCAGCCUGUUCAACCAUAUCUAUUUUAGGAAGCCUCUGAAUAUCUAUUUUGGAUUUAUUCCCGAAAUAAUCUUCUUGACCUCCUUGUUUGGCUACUUGGUUAUCCUUAUUUUCUACAAGUGGACAGCCUAUGACGCCCACACAUCUGAGGCAGCACCGAGCCUUCUGAUCCAUUUCAUAAACAUGUUCCUCUUUUCCUACGAGGACAGUGAAGACUCAAUGCUAUACCCUGGACAGAAAGGGAUUCAGUGUUUUCUGGUCGUGGUCGCCUUGCUCUGUGUACCGUGGAUGCUACUGUUUAAGCCACUGAUCCUUCGUCAUCAGUAUUUGAGGAAGAAGCAUCUGGGAACUCUCAACUUUGGUGGGAUCAGGGUGGGCAACGGACCGACAGAGGAGGAUGCUGAGAUUAUUCAGCAUGACCAGCUCUCCACCCAUUCAGAAGAUGCAGAAGAGCCUGCCGAGGACGAAGCGUUCGACUUCGGAGACACCAUGGUCCACCAGGCCAUCCACACCAUCGAGUUCUGCCUGGGCUGCAUCUCCAACACCGCCUCCUACCUGCGGCUCUGGGCACUCAGCCUCGCUCAUGCACAGCUGUCUGAGGUGCUCUGGACCAUGGUGAUCCACAUCGGCCUGAACAUGGAGAGCCUGGCAGGGAGUCUGGCGCUGUUCUUCAUCUUCGCCGCCUUUGCCACGCUGACCGUGGCCAUCCUCCUGAUCAUGGAGGGCCUCUCCGCCUUCCUCCACGCGCUGCGGCUGCACUGGGUCGAGUUCCAGAAUAAAUUCUACAGCGGGAACGGAUUCAAGUUCCUACCCUUCUCCUUCGAGCACAUUCUGGAAGGGAAGCUUGACGAGUGAGCCCCUCGUGGGGCUGUGUGCCUGCUGCCCUCCCCCACUCCCUCCGUGGUGAUUAGCUGUGUCUCCUCUUGCGUGUUGGUUGUGAUCCCUGGAUUUCGGGGCAUUUGAGUCAUCCUUGCCACCCACCCCCAGCCACCUGUGGGUCAUUUAGAUAGACCCAGCCCUCCCCCGGGUCCCCUGCCGCCUCAGCUUGGUGUGUUGACGUGCAGUGAUUUUCUAGAGAAGCUGGGCUCUGGCUGUCGCACUCCUGGGCACCACCAGCCUUGCCCCCCACCCCUCCCCACCCCUCAUUCCUCAUCCAGCCAAAGGCAGCUCCUCUCUGCCCCCUGGUGGUGCAUUUACACAUGAGCUUGAAGCCCAUGGGGGGAGGGCCUUCCCCACCCUCACCCAGACUCGGAGCUUCUGUUCCGGCCGUUCUAGUUCUGGCUGCAGUGGGGGUGCCACUGGGGUGCUGGCGCGGGUCCCAGAGGAUGGUGCUUCUGUCCUCCAUCUCCCAGCUCCAGUCUUCAGAGCACUUGGUAAUCAGGAAUUCGGCUGGAGUGAUGGACCCCACUGUGCCAUCAUGCAUGGCUUCUCUUGUCACCCCCAAAGGUCCCAGGGAACCCAACACCACCUUCCUAAUCCCCAUUCUAUACUCAUACCCACUCCUCCUUCCUCCCAGAAUCCCCUUCUUUCCCUUCCCCAUUUGCACCCUGCCUAAUAGCACAGCUGGGAGUGACCCAAAACCAGGGUCCUGGGGAGCUGCUGCUCAGGUCCUGGGUGGGCCCUGCCACAGCACACCCUCUGGGCAGAGGGUUUAAAUGGACCCUCUUCCUGGUGCAGACCCUGAGGCUGUUCCCCACCCCCAAAUCAUGAGUCUCGAGUGAAGAGCUAGUCCACAGGGGCGGUUCUCUGCCAGGCCAGCCUUGCUCUGCCCACUGGUGCCCUUGCCCAUUUCCACAGGGAGCCCCGAGUUGCAGGAGUGAGGUCCUGGGCAGGGAAGGUCACUGUCAUUUGCAGUUUUCUGACUGGAGGCUGUGAGAGCUGCACGGCCCUGCCUGUGAGCUGGUGGUGAGCACCCCCAAGGGGCCGGCUCCCCUGUCACCCCCACACCGGCUGUGGGUCUUGGGGCCUUUUAAGCACUCGGCAGCCCUGGCUGCGUCAGCUAAAUGGAUCCAGUCCCUUUCAGCGCUGAGAUAACCCCCGAGCCAGCCAGGCCCUGUCCUCUUCCCACCCUGACUUGCCUGGGUGAGCUCCUUCAAGCCGCUCACUCAGCUCCCCAGGGCGGGCCUGGCCCUGGCUGCAGCACCCACCCCAGGUGCCCUGUGCUGGCCAGUGCGACCUGCCCGGACCUUGUGUGGAGGCCUACCCCCCGUGCCCCCUGCGGUUUACGUGAUGAUCUUUGUUCUGUUUACAGUGAGGCUUGAAGCCAAGUUCUGUGUCAGGAACCUGGCCCAAGGCCCCCCUGUUGAAACAUUCCUGUGCUGAAUAAAGUGUGUUUGACCCCGA